CCGCAUCAGCAUGAUCUCCCAGGAGCUCCUCCUUGCCCUCACGCUGCUUGUCCUGGGCACCCAGGCGGCUUCCUUGGCUGGCAAAGAGGACCAAGCCAAGGAGGGCUACUGCUACCACCUGCCUCCCUUGGGAGACGUCUUCGACACCCAGGACUGCAGCGCCUGCCAGAAGAACUCCUCCUGCUCCACCUGUGCCAGGGAUGACCAGUGCCCAGGCGCCCAGAAAUGCUGCCCGGGAGACUGUGGCUACGUCUGCGAGGAAGCCAUUAUGGAUGUUUGCCAGCUGCCCUCCGUCUGUGGCAUCUGCAAGGCGAUGUUCUCACGCUUCUUCUACAAUGCUUCCACGCACACAUGUGAGCGGUUCAUCUAUGGGGGAUGUGGUGGCAACAAGAACAAUUUUGACUCCGAAGACGAGUGUCUCACAGCCUGCAAAGGGAGCGCCUAACUGUUGGCUGGAGCAGAGACGGCAAAACCACCACAUCGGACUCCCGACUCAGCUGCUUUCCCGGAGACCCUGACUCUGCCACCGAGAUGGGAAGAGAGGUUGAAGCUGCCUUGUCUGCACCCCCCCACCAUGUGCCCCUCCAUACACUCCGUGCUGUGUGCCUGUGCAGUUGCCCCCAAAGGACCCUCCCUCCAGCUCCCUGGGCUGGUCCUGUUGGUGUGUCCCUUGGCCAUGCCCCUCCUCCUCAGGCAACGCCCCUUCUGCAGGUGUUGAGAUAGGCUGGUCCUGUCCCCCCCGCCCCACGGAUUAGACGAAGGGACUGGCAGUCCUGGUCAGUCUGGCUAGAGGGGGCUUCCUCUCACUCAGGCUCCCCUUGCCUUGCCCCCAGGAAGGGCAGUGGGGACUCAAGAGAAAGGGGGCUAGAGGGGGCCCUUGGCCCUUGGGGUCUGGCUUGGCUGCAAUGGGGCCAGAGCUUCCACCUUCAGAGGAGAGAGAGCUGGGGGGGGUAGCCCUGGGUCAGCCCAGGCACAAAAUGGCCCCACCCUGACUCAGGCAGGCCUGAAUCUGAGGACGUCAUGCAGGAAAUGGCUGAAGGUGGGCUGGAAGCUGGAGACCCCCCCUCCUGCACACUCACUGGUCACUCUUUACCAGCCCCAUGUGCCUUACAGGGGGAGGGGUGGGGGAAAGAUGGGGCAGAGGUGUGUGUGUGUGAGUGUGUGUGUGUGUUCUGUGUUUCUCUGCAUGUAUGCUGUGCUGGAGGAGAGCUGGGAUGGAAGGCUGAGGAAUGAAUGAAUGAAUGAAAGGUGUGAAUGUGUGAAUGAAUGUCUGAACCAACCAAUCCAGCCCCAGGGAACUGCUCCCUCCAGGGCUCUGCUUGUACAUACAGUGAAAGAAAACAUUA
Molecule: messenger RNA, 1346 nt
Organism: Thamnophis elegans (Western terrestrial garter snake)
Lineage: Eukaryota; Metazoa; Chordata; Lepidosauria; Squamata; Natricidae
Product: eppin-like
Exons: 4
Coding region: 11-445 (144 amino acids)
Biological process (GO): negative regulation of peptidase activity
Cellular component (GO): extracellular region
Molecular function (GO): serine-type endopeptidase inhibitor activity
Source: RefSeq, a predicted model, not a curated record